GGUUAGCCAGUUGUCUUUCGUGAGUCGCUGAUUUGCGUGACGACAGACACUUUUCAGUCGAGUGUCGACUCACGUGCGCGCGUCGUGUCGGUCAUCUUCGCUCCGGUCGUAUCGGUUCGCGCUCGAUUUGGAGCCGCGAGUGCCUUAAACCUUAAACGUUGGAAAAUCGUCGUUCAGUGAAUUAAUUGAAGCUAUUUUUGCUCUAUAGAGUCACUAUUUUAUCGAAAAUAAAUCGUGUCCAGAACCAUGCAAAAAUUCGCGAAAUUGGAUGGCGCCGAUAACGGGAUAAAAUUGCUCAAAGGGAAAGAUACACAGGCAUUUCGUGAGAGGACCAAACGCGAUGCCCUGAUCGAACUUCAACGUGAAUUGGAGAAACUCGAGGGGACAGCGACAGGGGAGGUCAAGGAGGAAUUUCAGCGACAAUUCAACGGCUUCACCGAACUCUUUCAAAGGUUCCUUGCAGAGGAAGGCCCCUCGUUAGAAUGGGAUCGUAUACAGAAGCUUCCAGACGAUGCGAUAAGAGAUUACAAUUCUUUGCCGACCCCAGAAGGAGAAGAAGUGAGAGCCCUGUUAAAUAAGUUAGUGGUUAUUAAAUUGAAUGGAGGACUUGGAACUAGCAUGGGAUGCCACGGGCCAAAGUCUGUAAUCGCAGUUCGCAAUGGUCUCACUUUUCUCGAUCUUACUGUCCAGCAAAUUGAGUAUUUGAACAAAACUUACAAUGCCAAUGUACCCCUCAUUCUGAUGAAUUCUUUCAACACCGAUGAGGACACACAACGAAUCAUAAGAAAAUACAAAGGAAUAGAUAUAGAUAUUCAAACAUUCAAUCAAAGCUGCUACCCUCGUAUCAACAGAGAUUCUUUGCUUCCAAUUGCUAAACACUGUGAUGUCCAAGAUGAUAUCGAAGCGUGGUAUCCUCCAGGUCACGGAGAUUUCUACCAAAGUUUUCGAAAUUCAGGUUUACUGAACAAAUUUUUGAAAGAAGGACGCGAGUAUUGUUUCAUUUCAAACAUUGAUAAUUUGGGCGCGACUGUAGAUUUCAAAAUUUUGAAAUUAUUAUUGGAGAAACGUGAAGCACCUCCUCUCGAGUUUCUUAUGGAGGUGACUGACAAAACUCGAGCUGAUGUGAAGGGAGGAACGUUGAUCAAAUACGAAGACAAACUCCGUCUGCUUGAAAUCGCACAAGUUCCAAAAGAUCACGUAGAUGACUUUAAAUCUGUAAAGACAUUCAAGUUUUUCAAUACAAAUAACUUGUGGAUAAAACUUAGUGCUGUCGAUAGACUACUUUCAUCAAAUUCUUUAAACAUGGAAAUUAUUGUCAACAAUAAGACAUUUUCAAAUGGUCUGAAUAUUAUUCAGCUGGAAACAGCUGUGGGGGCUGCAAUGAAGUCAUUCGAAGGAAGUAUUGGUAUAAAUGUGCCACGUAGCAGAUUUUUGCCAGUAAAGAAGACCUCAGAUUUGAUGCUUGUCAUGAGUAAUUUGUAUACUUUGCGCAAUGGUUCCUUAGCGAUGAGUCCUCAGCGAAUGUUCCCUACAACACCUCUUAUAAAGCUAGGCGAUAACCAUUUCUCCAAGGUCAAAGAAUUCCUCACCAGAUUCCCAACUAUACCUGACCUGUUAGAAUUAGAUCACUUGACUGUGUCUGGUGACGUUACUUUUGGAAAAGGAGUGACUCUCAAAGGAACUGUUAUCAUUAUCGCUAAUCAUGGAGAGCGUAUCGAUCUUCCAUCAGGUACAAUUUUAGAAAAUAAGAUUGUAUCUGGUAAUCUACGUAUUUUGGAUCAUUAAAUGGAUCGUUAGAUUUUGAUUAUUUUCGAUUAUUACGAUUAAUGUCUGAAGAAAACACAUGAUUUUAUUUAUUUAAUACUAAAUGGUUCAUUAUGUUUUCAAAAAGGAUAUAUACGUUAUAAUUUACAUGUACAUUUAAACGAACAUGAGAGAAUUAUAAUCGAUUUAAAGUAAUUAAUGUUAGAAGAGAUAAUUUCAAUGUAUAAAUGGCAUAGCUAUGUAAAUGCUAUUUCGAAGGUGAUGAAAGAUUGUAAACAUGUUAGUUGAAUAUCAAAUUGUUUUCAAUA
This is a messenger RNA of Hylaeus anthracinus, 2072 nucleotides long. RefSeq names its product UTP--glucose-1-phosphate uridylyltransferase (gene UGP). The record is from RefSeq and is a predicted model, not a curated record. Lineage: Eukaryota; Metazoa; Arthropoda; Insecta; Hymenoptera; Colletidae. The transcript is spliced from 11 exons. Gene Ontology annotation, molecular function: UTP:glucose-1-phosphate uridylyltransferase activity. Bases 247 to 1785 code for a protein of 512 amino acids. Gene Ontology annotation, cellular component: cytoplasm. Gene Ontology annotation, biological process: glycogen metabolic process; UDP-alpha-D-glucose metabolic process.